AUGACAAACACUAGGGACACCUCCGAGAAAAACCUCCGAGCACGCCUACUGGCAGAGGGUUCACUACUCUCUGGUCCAUAUGAGGCAGCCGCUCAAGCGCUCAAGACGAAAUCUGCUAGUCCGCCGACACAACCCCCACUACCUGUUAGGAGUUCCAGUGCCGUUGAGAUUAGAACCGUCCGGAGACCAUCAAAGACUGACCAGACACCAAGACACCGGGUUUCCUCCAGCUCUUUACAUGUUGCAACUAUUGGGACAGUCACAGCUACAGCACGUGCAUCUAAAAUUAGUGCACCAUCUGGGAGAGACUCAUCCCGAUUGAGAGUGGUAGUGGUCUCUUCUUCAUUACCAUCACAAGAUCCGGGCGGAGACAUAGAUUCAGAGUGGUUAUACAUAACAGAGCCUCCCUCAGACAAGAACUCUGUAACACGAGAUCCAACUUUAGGUGACGGAAUGCAAGGUUCAUCAAAGCAAGCAGCCAGCCAGCAGAGCCACUCUCUCGCUCCAAGUGAGGUGAAGUCCCAUGCGAUUGCCCAGCAGGCGCGGAGCGUCUCAAAGGCUCGAGUGCAUUUCCACCCCUUGACAAGAAAACAUGACGGCCCAAUCCCUUUGACAGAAACAGGGACAGAUGCAAGUACACCUUCACUACAGGAGAUGCCUGGGAUUCAAGCUGGUGAUAGACCAACACACUUAACCAGUCGUAAUGAAAGUGGACAACGAAGUACGGCGAAGUUAGACGGAGUUAGGCUAAGUUGGGACAAUGGAAGCAGAAGUGCGGCGAUGUUAGGCGGACGUAGUCGGAGGAGGAGGAGGAUGGCCGGGGACUCGGGGAAGUUGGACGAAGUGCGCUGA
Molecule: messenger RNA, 852 nt
Organism: Tremella mesenterica DSM 1558
Lineage: Eukaryota; Fungi; Basidiomycota; Tremellomycetes; Tremellales; Tremellaceae
Exons: 4
Coding region: 1-852 (283 amino acids)
Source: RefSeq, a predicted model, not a curated record